ACAUAAAGAGACAUUGAGAUUGAGUAAAAAUAGUUAUGGUGAACAAAACGAAUCUCUUACUGCUUCUUCUCUCUCUCUUUCUCACCCUCAACCUCUCCUCCGCUCAACUCCGCCGCAACUUCUACGCCGGAAGUUGUCCUAACGUCGAACAAAUCGUUAGAAACGCCGUUCAGAAAAAAGUCCAACAAACUUUCACCACCAUUCCCGCCACUCUCCGCCUCUAUUUCCACGAUUGUUUCGUCAAUGGGUGUGAUGCAUCAGUGAUGAUAGCGUCGACUGAUAAUAAUAAGGCGGAGAAGGAUCAUGAGGAGAAUCUAUCGUUGGCCGGAGAUGGAUUCGACACCGUCAUUAAAGCUAAAGAAGCUCUUGACGCCGUCCCAAAUUGUCGUAACAAAGUUUCUUGCACUGAUAUUCUCACUAUGGCCACUCGUGACGUCGUUAAUCUUGCGGGUGGACCAAAAUACGACGUGGAAUUGGGAAGGCUAGAUGGAUUAUCGUCAACGGCGGCUAGCGUCGGAGGGAAGUUGCCUCAUCCGACCGACGAUGUCAAUAAACUCACUUCACUUUUCGCUAAAAACGGCCUUAGCCUUAACGACAUGAUCGCUCUCUCCGGGGCACACACAUUAGGAUUUGCGCAUUGCACAAAAGUAUUCGAUCGGAUAUACACUUUCAACAAGACAACUAAAGUGGAUCCCACGAUUAACAAAGAUUACGUGACAGAGCUAAAAGCGUCGUGUCCUCAAAACAUAGAUCCAAGAGUGGCUAUAAACAUGGACCCAACAACACCAAGACAAUUCGACAACGUUUACUACAAAAACUUGCAACAAGGGAAAGGAUUGUUCACGUCUGAUCAAGUCUUAUUCACGGAUCGUCGGUCAAAGCCAACCGUUGACUUGUGGGCAAGUAAUGGACAGUUGUUUAAUCAAGCUUUUAUUAACUCGAUGAUCAAGCUUGGUCGUGUUGGUGUUAAAACCGGUAGUAAUGGUAAUAUCCGUCGUGAUUGUGGAGCUUUUAAUUAAUUUAAAUAUAUCUGGUUUAGAUUUUGUUUAUCUUCAUUCAGUUGUAUUUGGGGAUUGGAUGGGUCUCAUGAAGCUUUCAGAUAUAAUUGUAAUAAAUCUCAGUUUUGGGUUUCAGUUUGCUAUAUCGCAAAACCUAAAUUGUAACAUAGAGUGACAAUAAAUUUGAAGGAACAAU
Arabidopsis arenosa is the source of this 1194-nucleotide messenger RNA. Lineage: Eukaryota; Viridiplantae; Streptophyta; Magnoliopsida; Brassicales; Brassicaceae. The record is from the annotation of a GenBank genome assembly.